Molecule: messenger RNA, 2742 nt
Organism: Trypanosoma rangeli
Lineage: Eukaryota; Euglenozoa; Kinetoplastea; Trypanosomatida; Trypanosomatidae
Product: putative protein transport protein Sec24A
Exons: 1
Coding region: 1-2742 (913 amino acids)
Biological process (GO): intracellular protein transport; COPII-coated vesicle cargo loading; endoplasmic reticulum to Golgi vesicle-mediated transport
Cellular component (GO): endoplasmic reticulum exit site; COPII vesicle coat
Molecular function (GO): zinc ion binding; SNARE binding
Source: RefSeq, a predicted model, not a curated record
AUGAACUUCGCUCUGCCCCCAGAGUAUCUACACUCGCUACAGCAGGCGGAAGCUGCCAGGGCAAAAGCUACACGGGAAAAGGCGCCAAACCUUUACCAUGCGUUUGAGGACCCGCGGCAGCUGCAGCAGUGGGGGACGACAGCCCCACACCAGGCCCCUCAAAGCAUGGAUGAACAGCAGCAGGCGCACUACAAUUACUCACAGCAACAGCAACAACAACAACAACAGCAGCAGCAGCAACAACAGACCUCGUACGCCCACUAUCCACAGCAGUCCAUGCCGGCACAUCAGCCGCAGCAGUCACAGGAUUUUUCGCAGGAGGCGCGAACAGGUAGACGUUCCCCUCCACGUUCACCACACCCGCAGUUGUAUUCUCAGAUGAAUGCACAAAUACAGCCUUCUGAUAGUGUCAUCUGCUUGGAUGUGCAGCUUGCCAGGUCGCAUGACAAAAGUAAAUUUCUUGACCAUCCCUCCAUUCCAAGGUUUUUGCAUUUACACUUGGCGGAAGACAUGAGUCGGGUGCCACCAACACCUCCGUACAUCGUCCCUGUGAGUCGCAUCAGUAUGCGACCAACGUUUCAAUGUCUGCCAGCUACCUCACAGCUAGCGGAUACACUACAGCUGCCGUUAGGUGUUACAUUUCAGCCAUUUGCUGACACGCAUUUGCCCGAAGUAGAUCUUUCAUCAGUGGGAGGUAGGAUGAUUCGCUGUCGCAGGUGCUCUGCUUACAUUAACCCAUUUACCACAUUCUGUGAACAAGGGCGUCGCUGGCAAUGCAUUUUGUGCCGACAGUUGAAUGAAGUAUCCCAGGAAUACUUUUGUGCUCUUGAUCCACAGACAGGGCUACGCGCGGAUGUGCUGCAACGGCCAGAGCUUACGUACUGUUCUGUGGACUUUUAUCCAACAUCUGAGUUUCUGCGUCGUCCACCGCAGCGUCCUGCAUUUCUGCUCAUGCUGGACUGCUCGUACCAAGCGAUCGCUUCAGGGCAGCUGCGUGCCAUUUGCCAUGGGGUCCUUUCAGCACUUGAAACUAUGAAAAAUGAGGACGCCACUUACAUGGGCGUCAUUGGAUUUGCCUCAACGGUGUAUUUCUUUAACUUGGGGCCUACUUUACGGUCCCCGUGCACCAUCGUCGCCCCUGACGUCGUGCACGAUGUGUGUAACGUGGAUGACAACUUUAAGUUUGAGCCCAUUGAGCUUCCGUGUGCCGUGAAUGAACUGGUUGUGCACGUAAAGGACGCCUAUCAUCUCUUGAAGUGCCUCUUUGAGACACUGCCGGAUACGUUUGCCUCUACAAAAGACGUUGGCUGUGCGUUUGGGCCGGCGCUGGCGGCGGCUAUUUCAAUGCUGGAGAACAGCGGUGGAAAAAUCGUUGCGAGUAUUGACGCCAUGCCUUCUAUCGGCGAGGGAAAACUGAAGCCACGGUUCGACAUUGCAAAGUUGUCCAACCAGCCCAAGGAGUACACUGUGUGCUUGGCUGCAGUUGACUGGUACAAGCAGCGUGCGUUGGCGUGCUCGAACAGUAACAUUUCUGUCGAUCUGCUCGUUAGCGGUGCCCAGGACGUGGAUUUGACGACUAUUGCCCCCUUGUCCCGCUUUACCUCGGGCAGUAUUUACCGCUCAACGCCGCUAACUAUUAACGGGAUGCCGGAGCAGGUGCGCCGCAUUCUCACACGUUACAUGGCGUUUGAGUCCAUUCUGCGGGUGCGCACCUCCAACGGUCUGGUGGUGCCAAACUUUUACGGCCACUGCCACGUGCGGGAGCCGGACCUUCUUGCUCUUCCGGUGGGUGAUGAGGACUCUUCAUACUCUGUCCAGUUGCAGGUUGGACCUGAGCUGAAAGCCAGCUUUGCAUACAUUCAGAUCGCCAUUGUGCAUACAAAUCGAGCACGCGAGCGACGCAUUCGUGUGCACACCUACCAGCUGAGUGUGUCGUCGUCUCUCAGCGUCGUGGUGAACUCCGCGGACUCGCUGGGGGUUGCCUGCUUUCUCAGCAAAAUGGCUGUUGAUUUCGCCGUCAAUGGACCCUUUCAGCAGGCGCAAAAACGUGUUAUGGAUAAACUGGUUGCGACGCUGCGGGCAGUGAAGAAGCACAACGACGGACUGGGUUUACGAUGCGGACACUUCAUGCUACCGGAGUCGCUGCGGUUUGUGCCGCUGCUGCUGCAUGGCUUUUUUAGGAACGCAGCGGUGGGGUUGUCCACUUCAACUCCUAUUCUCCCAGAUCAACGCGUGGCUGCCAUGUCGAUGGUGAUGUCCACUGCCCCACACGCCAUACAGCCGUACUACACAGGCUGGUCGUUCGAAGUGUACUCCCCCCAUGCGGCACCUGAGAACUUGCCCAUGCCUAUUUUUCCGACACAAACCUACUUUAGAUCGGAUGGUAUUUUCCUUGUGCAUCUUGGCUCCACGCUGGUGCUGUGGUACGGGCUGAAAGCGGACGCCCACAUUGUGAAGGCCUUUGGUCUCACACCGAGCGAGGGGGCACCGCGUUCCUCAGAGCCACCCAUCACAGAGGAGCAGCUUGCUGCCCUGCGUGGUCGCUUUGACGCCCUCGUGUGGCAUUUGCUGGAGGGUGUUCGGAGUGCAUUUAGUGCAUCGUUAGAGGCGUGCCCGCAGGGCAACUCCGUGUUUGAGCCAGCCCUGACACGGAUGAUGAUGGAAGAUGAGGUGCAAGCGCUUCCGAGCUACACGACGUUCCUGCGUGACUUGUGGCAAAAGAUGUCGGCCCCGGGGAGGUGA